UAAGGGGUCAGAAAUCUGUUUGUUUUACAAGUGAAGGACCAUGAUUUCUCCCAGCAACCCCCAUGAUGCCAAGGUAGGAGUGUAUCUGGUAUCUUGGACCUGUUGUAUAUUCCUGGGACAGCAAAAGAUAACGUCCUCCGUUUUUUGCACAGAAAGCAUAACUGUUUCAGCUUCUUGUACUCCCCUCUUCUCUACUUGAAGGAUCAUAUUAGGUAAUCAGUCCAGUGUCUUGCUUGCUGGCCUGGGCUAUGUGCCAUUGUAGUGGAAGCAAAGCAAGCCACCUUUCAUCACAUACAUAAGCCCCUCCGGGAGCUCCUGUUCGUGCCUCCCAAUCCAUUAUAGCCUGCAGGGAAGCCACCAUUGCAACCUGCAGCAUGGCCGCCGAUUGGUCGGGCCGUUCAGAGGUCGACACCUCCCGCGCCUUCCGGUCCGUUAAGGAGGCGGUCGCCGUGUUUGGUGAACGUCUCCUGGUCAGGGAAGCCCAGUUCAGGCCAAGUGCCGGUGCGCGAUGCGACCGUCGUGUUGGCAGGGAGGGGAACCCCAAGGCGAGUGCCGCUGCCAUUGCUGCUUCGAGUUCAAAGCUUGAGGGGAGUGAUGGCGUUAGAGCUUCUGGCCUUCUCACAAGGGAAAGCCACUCCAAGGCAAGUGCCACUUACAAUCUCAAGCAAGAGGGAAGUAGUCAUAACCCUGCUCCAAACCUACUGCCAGUGCCGAGGGCAAUUUCAGAUGACGUGCCAAUGUACUUGGUGCCCUCCUCGCCGCCGUUCUUUGCGUCGUCGCCGUCGCUGGCCAAUGACGACGACGAGGAGCAAGAGCGCAAGGAAGCCGACCUCAUGGUAAUGAGCUCCAUGAAGAAGCUGGAGGAAGAGGCGGCCAGGACACGGCAGGAGGUGGCACAGCUCAAGAGGAGGCUGGCCGAGAUGGAGCUGUCCAUGGCUACGCUCAACGCGAAGCUCCACCGGGCGCUCUCGAAGCUGGCGCACAUGGAGGCCGACAAGGCGGCGGCGGAGCGGGCCAGCAUCGAGAGAGGCCGCAGCGGCGACAUGGCGCUGACGGUCUGGGCCGAGCGGCGCGGCCCGAGCAGGCAGCCGUUGGGCCACCUGCUGGGGCUUGGCGAGGCCGAUGGGGAGGUGGUGACUGGCGGCCGGACUGUGGCGCCGGCGAGAAGGAAGGUGCAGAAGCAGAAGCCGAUUGUGCCGCUGGUUGUUCCUCUCAUCAAUGGCGUGCUGUUCUCCAAGAAGAGGAGGAUGAAGGACAAGGAGAGCAUGUACAUGAAAGAGCUUUACAGCUUGCUAAGGCUGAGCUAGCUGAUCAGUGGCUUCCAUGCUAAAUCUGUGGCAAUGCUUUGUGCACGAUCAUCUUCGUCUAUAUCGACUUAACUCUCAACUCUAACUUAGUUUUCUGUGACUGAUUAUGUGAGUGGAUAUGAUUGUGGUCCGGAAGAGGGUGAUGUUUUGAAUUGUAAAUUAUCGUAAAGCUACCAUUGAUGUAUGUAUCUUCAAAUCAAGAAUGGAGCAAUGUACAAAGCAUGUUGUAAUACAGGUAAUUAUCUGUAAAUUAAUUCUAUUGCAUGCAGUUUAUCAUGCU
This is a messenger RNA of Phragmites australis (common reed), 1587 nucleotides long. RefSeq lists its product as uncharacterized. The transcript has a single exon. Lineage: Eukaryota; Viridiplantae; Streptophyta; Magnoliopsida; Poales; Poaceae. The coding region runs from base 375 to 1307 and encodes 310 amino acids. The record is from RefSeq and is a predicted model, not a curated record.